CUCUAUUUAGUGCUGUCCUCAAUCAAUGUGUGUAAUUUGUGUCGUUCUUUGCUCAUAAGUUAAAAAUGUUUGAAACGAAGAAGAACUGAUUUGUCUAUGGUGUCAUUGGAAAGGAGAGUCACAUAAUGAAAAUUGUGAAUGUGUUAUUGAUUGAAGAGGAAAUUAAACGCUAUGAAUGGAGGAGAACCAGCCAUAAAAUACAGAAAGAAUCUCAUCUUUCUUUUUAAAGCCCCAAAAGAAAAUGAAGAAGAUAAAUUUGUUGUGAGUUUACUGGAUGCCAAGUAUAAAGUUGUGACUAUACCCGUGCUAGCGUUUAAGUACGUGAAUACAGAUGUAUUGACACAGUGUUUUCAACAUGUAGAUGAUUAUUCGGCUAUAAUAUUUACCAGCACCAAGGCAGUGGAUGCCGUUAACCUUGCAAUAAAACAAUGUGAUAAUGAUGUAAAUAUCAACAAUAUCGUAUGUUAUGUGGUUGGUAAAUCUACAGCAGAUGCAGCUAGAAGAGCAGGUUUUUCUACUAAAGGAGAGGAAACAGGAAAUGCUGUAGAGUUAUCCAAGUUGAUUAUAUCCGACCACAGUAAAUUCAGUGAUCUACCAAUUUUAUAUCCAUGUGCCAAUAUACGAAGAGAUACCCUCUGUGAUCUGAUGAAACAAAAUGAUAUUAUAUAUAAAGAAGUCAUAGCUUAUGAAACGUGUAAAAAUGAGAGAUUAGAAGAAGCGGUUCAGACAUCCAUUGGUAAUCAGGGAAUACCAGAAUAUUGUGUAUUUUUUAGUCCAUCCGGUGUACAGUUCACCCAUCCUCUGGUUGUUAAAAGUAUUCUACCAUUACAUCUUACAAAGGUGGCAGCCAUUGGACCAACAACAGAAUCAGAAUUAUUACAAUAUGGUAUUACAAUAUAUGGAGUCGCAGAAAAACCAGACCCUGAAUCGUUACUGAAAAUAUUAAAUAGGGAAAAAAAUAUGCAAAGAUAAAUGUGAUAUUUUAAACUGUCGCUUAAAGUAUUAAUGCAUCGUUUUUAGUGCUAUAGGAAUCACAUGUAAUUUACCAUAUUGUGAAUGUAGAAUCUUUAAUAAGAAUAUCAGUCCUAAAAUGGUUUACACAGAUAUGUGCAAUUGAAAUUUUCUCGAUCUAUGCUAUGCGAAAAGCCUGUGGCCAUUUUGUGGUCUGCAGAAAUUUAUUGAUAGACCUGUUUUAAUUCAGGUCGAGACAUUCUUAAAGUAAUUAAAUGUUAAAUAAUUAAUCUGAGUACAUAUUAGCUUCGAUUAAACCUUGAGUAAAUUUCAUAUUUUAACGAAAAAUGAAAAGAAGCAUGAUAUUGCAGGGCAUUUUUUAGGGAUUUAAAGUGGACCUGUUAGUGGGAAAAGAAAUUGAACCAUGUGUUAGUCCCGAAAUUACCUUGUUUUUGUCGAGGGGACGUCUCUCCCUCUCCCUCUCGAUAUAUAUAUUACCCAAUGAUUGUUUUCUAUAUAAAUUGUGUUAUGUUUAUUGAAGACCCUGUUUUAUGCAUCACAAAUGCUGCAUGGUGAUGGUGAUAAUUGAAUAAAAUGAUUCUAAGUGCUUAAUGACUGUAAGAGAAAUGAUUUUUCUUGUAGUAAUAAAUCCAAUUUAAGGUAUUUUUGUUAUUAUAUAAGCCUUUUGUUAACCGGUGCUAAUUUAUAUUCUUAAUGAUAUUAAUAAAAAUGAUUUUUUAUUAUGUCUGCCUUGAAGAACUUUAUAGUUUAAAAUGAAAGUACAAUUUUCUAUGAUGCUAGGGCACAUCUAAAAGUGUAAUUUCAGAAAUUCGGAUUGGUUGAAUGUUUUUUAUGUUGUUUAUGAUGCAAUCUGAUUAAAACACAGAUCCUAUUUCGUUUCGUUUUUUAUAGUUCAAAAUUUCGUUUUACUGGUCUAUACUACAGUAGGAUCUGGAAGAGUUGUUACAUUACAAGCGUUUUGGUUAAAGUGAGGUAUUAGCCAAUGUAACGGUCUGUUAUAGCCAAUUUUUAGAGUUUGAUGCACGGAACUGUGGGUAAACCACUAGAAACGUCAACGCUGCUUGAUUAAUCAAUGUCUGGUCUUCCAGUACAACCGGUCAGAUCUUCAAGUAGUGUAGGCCAUGAAAGUAUAAAAAACGAAACGAAAUCAUCAAAGAAUGUUGUUGCAGAAAUCUGGAAAGGUUGCCUGUUUAUUUUUAUGAAUGAAUGGAUUUAAUUCUUCUAAUAAUUGUUUGUGAUCAUGAUCUUUAUGGGGAAAGUUAAAGAUGUAAUAUUUAGAUACAGAGCUGUCCGUUUUUGUUAUAAUAGUUCAAAAAUAAAUUGCUUUAUUCUGUA
Patella vulgata (common limpet) is the source of this 2307-nucleotide messenger RNA. Its product is annotated as uroporphyrinogen-III synthase. Bases 172 to 972 code for a protein of 266 amino acids. Gene Ontology annotation, biological process: uroporphyrinogen III biosynthetic process. NCBI's taxonomy places the organism in Eukaryota, Metazoa, Mollusca, Gastropoda, Patellidae. The record is from RefSeq and is a predicted model, not a curated record. The transcript has 9 exons. Gene Ontology annotation, molecular function: uroporphyrinogen-III synthase activity.